This is a messenger RNA of Plasmodium fragile, 2874 nucleotides long. RefSeq lists its product as uncharacterized. Gene Ontology annotation, biological process: transcription elongation by RNA polymerase II; positive regulation of transcription elongation by RNA polymerase II. NCBI's taxonomy places the organism in Eukaryota, Apicomplexa, Aconoidasida, Haemosporida, Plasmodiidae. The record is from RefSeq and is a predicted model, not a curated record. The transcript has a single exon. Bases 1 to 2874 code for a protein of 957 amino acids. Gene Ontology annotation, molecular function: RNA polymerase II complex binding. Gene Ontology annotation, cellular component: Cdc73/Paf1 complex.
AUGGGGAGUGAACAACUCAACUUAAAAAUGUUGAUGAAGAAGUUCCUGAUGGAGGAGAAGGAGUACAUCAAACUGAUAAAUAAAGAUCAAAAGGAUAUCAUACUUUUCGAAAAGGAAAACUUUUAUAUACAUGCAAAUGUCCUCUGUGGAAUUGAAAGCAGGAAAAAGGAAAAGUACAAUGUAGGAGAUAUAUACUUAUUCCUGUGUCUACCCAAGAGUAACUACACCUUUUCAUACAUAAAUUCUGUUGGGUAUAAAUAUAUAAGCAUUCUUGAAAAAAGCAAAAUUAUUAAAAUUAUCGAAGACAAUGAAGAUAAUGACGAAAUUAAAGUAAAUAUUUUUGUGUAUGAUUUGAAGAAGAUUUUGGAUUUGCGCGACUAUGUAGAUGUAGAAGAUAAGGACCAGGGCAUACAGGUGGACCUCUUUCAUUUGGACAUCGUGGGGGAUGUGGACAGGCAUAGUGAAAAGGACCAUGAAAAGGGCUAUGUAAAGGGAAGUAGUGCACAAGGUGCUUCAAUCGGGGAGAAACAGAACGAUGGAAAGGGUGAAACAUUUAUCCCUGGCCACCGGACGAGGAAGCGAGAAGGGGGGGAAUUGCAAGAAGGGGAAGGUGCCCAAACUGGGGUUCAUACAAUGCCCUCAUAUCACGAAAAAGGCGGCAGUGAUCUCGACAAAGGCACCACCAACCAGGUUGCAAAGGAAAAUUUCGUGUCCUUUGAUAGCGUAAGAACAGUAUGUGACACCCAAAAAAUGGACAACUCGCUAAUCCUGUAUGUGACAAAGGGGAUCCCGGAAAGUAGACAUAUCCUCAGCGAAAUACAUCCGUGCGAGAGAAUGGGGGAUUAUAACUUCCUGCAGAGGGAUAUCCCCAUCCAAGUGUACGACCCGUUAAUCUAUUUCAAUUGUAAUGAAGUUAACGCCCUGGAGGAAUUUGCAAACGAUUCGAGCAGCAAUUAUGACUUCUUCAGAGUGGAGGUUACCGACCCAGAUAAUGCGAAAUACCAUGUGGGAGGGAAUUCCCCUAUCGAAAAUGCCCAAACUGGGGAAGAAGUUGCAAUAAAGGAAGACAUACAAGUGGGUAAACUCCCUGAUGGGAAGAAUAAAAUAAACAAUAAUCAAAGUUGUGAAAAGGAUGAGGAAAAUAAAAGUAACGACUAUGAAGGCACCCCUGAAAGCAGCCUGCAAAACAUGAUGAAACAUUACUUCGGAAAAGACAAUUUUUUUAAACACGUUUUUCUCCAAAAUUUGAAUUUAUAUUCUGUUUUAAAAAAUACUUAUUUUGCAAACACACAACAUGAAGCGCAAAUUGAUCAGUGCGUAAAAUUAAUUGUCCAAAAGUUCCACAGGGAUUACAUAAAAUUUAUGGAGAAUGACCAACAUAUGGCUUUGUCCAAUUGUAACGAUUUUUUGAGAAGGUACUCCAAGCAUAACUAUACAGAUAUUUAUCAGAAGGGAGAUUUGUACAAAAAUUUUGCAGACUAUGACAUGCUGGACCUCGAUUUGAGUAUUAAUGAUUACAAUGAACAGGGAAAACAUUCGACCAAUCAGGUUCACCACCAAUCCAAUGUGCAUUGCCAAAAUGGUUAUUCAGUGGAUGUGAAGGAUGAGAAAUUUUUGGUUGGCCAAUUUAUCCCCCUAGAAAUUGUUCAAAAUUUCAAUGAUCACGAUAAGAUAAUUUUCUUUCACGAUUUGCUGGCUCAGUAUGUGAAAGCUGUAGGUGACAAACAAUGCUACAAUGCAAAUAGGGCACUGAUCAACUUUGUGCAUAAUUUUAUUAAUGACUUUUCCCUUAAGGAGAAUCUUUAUUGGGGGAUGAAUGCCGAGCCAGGUUCCCCGCUACUCCCAGAGGAAUUAUUCUUAUCUGAUCCGGAAGGCUUCCCUUUAUAUUUGGUACAGGAGGAGGCGGUCACGACAGGUGGAGAUGCCAUUCCAAUGCACGGAAAAGACGACCAGAAAAAAAAAUUCCUGUUCACAGAAAACAACUGCGCAGUAGUAAGAAGCAAGCUUGAUAGGAAAAACAUCUCGAAGAUAAAAUUAUCAGAUGAGCAGGUAACAGCGAAUGAAGAAAUGACAACGUCGGUACUCCUUAAAGAAGUUAACAUGCAAGACGCGUAUGAUCAGAUAGGAAAAAACGCCAGUGACUUCAGUCGCAUAUAUAAUAUGUUCGAACGAGAGCUUUUAAGUAAAAGUAAUAUAAAAAAUGUAUACAUAAAUGGAAUCAAGAAAAAUAUUAUCAUCGAUGAUGGUCAUAUGAAAACGAGGGUGGAAAAAAAAUCGUUAAAACUUAUCGACGAAAUACACUUAACGUAUAAGAAGAGACCCAUUAUAUUGAUAGAAAAAGAGAGCAGCAACCACAUAAUUAACAGGAACAAUGUGGAAUCCUUUUUUUUGCAUAACUGCUUGGACAACUCUGGCUCCAAUCGGAAAGGGACUCAUGUCACAGGUGAUGGGGAUGACGGCGCAAAGCGGCCUUACAAUUCCAUACCCAUCAUUUACAAAAUGUUUAACAAAAAAAAAAGCAUAAAAUUUUCCUUCAUCGAAAAUGAUCAAAUUUCUAAAUUGACCGAAACGGACUGGAAGUGUGUCAUUGCAGUUAUCAUAAAAUCUAAGGAGUCGCUAAAAAACAUUUUAAAUGAAUACCCAUUCGAAAUUCCUACUGCGCUCUUCCAGCCAUUCAAAUCAUUUUUUUUUAUGUACAAUGAUGUUAUAAUACCGUCCGAUUUGUUGACAGGUGGCAAUGUCGAUAUCAUCAGACUCAGUCGGGACAAGAGGAAGGAGGAUUACCUCGCCGUUAAUAAAUUUUGGACCAACAUUGAAAAAUUCAUUUUGCAAAGACGGGACAAGUCUUGCUACACGCGGAAAAGGAAGUUAUAG